Messenger RNA from Cotesia congregata, 2613 nucleotides. NCBI's taxonomy places the organism in Eukaryota, Metazoa, Arthropoda, Insecta, Hymenoptera, Braconidae. The record is from the annotation of a GenBank genome assembly.
AUGAAGAUUACAGAUGGGAAAACUUUCGUUGUGUAUGUUGGAAUAACUAUCUGGUUACAUGUGUCUUUCGAGGUAGAGAAAAGCAAUGCAUUGAUACUUAGGCACAAGAUUCCUAAUCAAACAAAAUGGUACAAGACGCGGUAUUGUUUACGGAAUCGAAAUUGUGAGGAUGAUCAAAUAUGUGGGUUGGGAAUAUGUAUCAAUCCGUGUUUAUACAAAAAAUAUUGCAAUAAUGAAGUUUUCCAAGUAAGUAAUCAUAAAACUCGUUGUCAAAACGUUCUACUUAUGACAACCAUAUCUACAACAAAUAAUGUAAUGUCGACCACAACUUCAACGGAAUCAAAAACUACUACAAACGGAAAAAUUGAUUCAACUCCUGCGAUUCUGUCAAGAGUAGGAGCUCCGGUUAUUCCUACGACACCGAAAAUUCUUGAUUUGUCAAAUGAAGGAACUAGGCAAUCUACUCCUGCCAUACUGUCAAGAGUAGGAGCUCCGGUUAUUCCUACGACACCGAAAAUUUCUCUUGAUUUCUCAAAUGAAGGAACUAGGCAAUCUACUCCUAAGAUUCCGUCGACAGUAGGAGCUCCGGCUACUCCUAGGAGACCUGAAAUUCUUUCGGAAUUCUUUCCUCCUGUAGCACCACUUGUUACUUCGACGCCACGAUUCCCUCCUGUCCCACGACUCCCAAUUAUUCCUGGUCUUUCUAGUCCUUCUCCUGUAGCAAUGCCUGUUUUUUCGACGACACGAUACCCUUCUCUACCAGGUCCAAGUACUCCUGAUCAUAGUAGACCUGUUGUAGCACCACUCGUUCAUAUGAGGUCAGGAUUCCCUCCUGUCUCACACCCAAUUAUUCUUGGUUCUUCUACUCCUUCUCCUAUAGCAAUACCUGUUUCUUCAAUGCUACGAUCUCCUUCUCUACGACCUCCAAGUAUUCCUGGUCUUCCUAGUCCUCCUCCUGUAGCAAUGCCUGUUUUUUCGACGACACGAUACCCUUCUCUACCAGGUCCAAGUACUCCUGAUCAUAGUAGACCUGUUGCACCACCACUCGUUCAUAUGAGGACAGGAUUCCCUCUACGACCUCCAAGUAUUCCUGGUCUUCCUAGUCCUCCUCCUGUAGCAAUGCCUGUUUUUUCGACGACACGAUACCCUUCUCUACCAGGUCCAAGUACUCCUGAUCAUAGUAGACCUGUUGUAGCACCACUCGUUCAUAUGAGGUCAGGAUUCCCUCCUGUCUCACACCCAAUUAUUCUUGGUUCUUCUACUCCUUCUCCUAUAGCAAUACCUGUUUCUUCAAUGCUACGAUCUCCUUCUCUACGACCUCCAAGUAUUCCUGGUCUUCCUAGUCCUCCUCCUGUAGCAAUGCCUGUUUUUUCGACGACACGAUACCCUUCUCUACCAGGUCCAAGUACUCCUGAUCAUAGUAGACCUGUUGUAGCACCACUCGUUCAUAUGAGGUCAGGAUUCCCUCCUGUCUCACACCCAAUUAUUCUUGGUUCUUCUACUCCUUCUCCUAUAGCAAUACCUGUUUCUUCAAUGCUACGAUCUCCUUCUCUACGACCUCCAAGUAUUCCUGGUCUUCCUAGUCCUCCUCCUGUAGCAAUGCCUGUUUUUUCGACGACACGAUACCCUUCUCUACCAGGUCCAAGUACUCCUGAUCAUAGUAGACCUGUUGUAGCACCACUCGUUCAUAUGAGGUCAGGAUUCCCUCCUGUCUCACACCCAAUUAUUCUUGGUUCUUCUACUCCUUCUCCUAUAGCAAUACCUGUUUCUUCAAUGCUACGAUCUCCUUCUCUACGACCUCCAAGUAUUCCUGGUCUUCCUAGUCCUCCUCCUGUAGCAAUGCCUGUUUUUUCGACGACACGAUACCCUUCUCUACCAGGUCCAAGUACUCCUGAUCAUAGUAGACCUGUUGUAGCACCACUCGUUCAUAUGAGGUCAGGAUUCCCUCCUGUCUCACACCCAAUUAUUCUUGGUUCUUCUACUCCUUCUCCUAUAGCAAUACCUGUUUCUUCAAUGCUACGAUCUCCUUCUCUACGACCUCCAAGUAUUCCUGGUCUUCCUAGUCCUCCUCCUGUAGCAAUGCCUGUUUUUUCGACGACACGAUACCCUUCUCUACCAGGUCCAAGUACUCCUGAUCAUAGUAGACCUGUUGUAGCACCACUCGUUCAUAUGAGGUCAGGAUUCCCUCCUGUCUCACACCCAAUUAUUCUUGGUUCUUCUACUCCUUCUCCUAUAGCAAUACCUGUUUCUUCAAUGCUACGAUCUCCUUCUCUACGACCUCCAAGUAUUCCUGGUCUUCCUAGUCCUCCUCCUGUAGCAAUGCCUGUUUUUUCGACGACACGAUACCCUUCUCUACCAGGUCCAAGUACUCCUGAUCAUAGUAGACCUGUUGUAGCACCACUCGUUCAUAUGAGGUCAGGAUUCCCUCCUGUCUCACACCCAAUUAUUCUUGGUUCUUCUACUCCUUCUCCUAUAGCAAUACCUGUUUCUUCAAUGCUACGAUCUCCUUCUCUACGACCUCCAAGUAUUCCUGGUCUUCCUAGUCCUUCUCCUGUAGCAAUGCCUGUUUUUUCGACGACACGAUACCCUUUUAUUACCACUCCCGCCUUUUGA